This is a messenger RNA of Xenia sp. Carnegie-2017, 3559 nucleotides long. Its product is annotated as SLIT-ROBO Rho GTPase-activating protein 1-like. The coding region runs from base 232 to 3279 and encodes 1015 amino acids. NCBI's taxonomy places the organism in Eukaryota, Metazoa, Cnidaria, Anthozoa, Malacalcyonacea, Xeniidae. Gene Ontology annotation, biological process: signal transduction; negative regulation of cell migration. Gene Ontology annotation, cellular component: cytoplasm. The record is from RefSeq and is a predicted model, not a curated record. The transcript is spliced from 18 exons. Gene Ontology annotation, molecular function: protein binding.
UUCGAUAAUAAGAUGUUACGUUUGUUUCCGGUGAACAACAUGGAAAUUGGGAUUUAUUGUUGAGUCAAAUUUAGCCGUUUUUCUUUAACUUCAUCUUCAAUUAUCUCAUGGUAAGCAAAGAUUUAAGGGUCCAAGCUCUCUUGCUACAACUGGAUGAAACAUGUUCCACGUAUUGUAAGGAUAAAACUGAAGUCACAAUAGUGAAAUUUUAUUACUUCCGAACUUUAUAAAAUGGCAGCAAGGACAAAAGACAAAGCCGUGCAAGACUUCGAUAAUCAACAUAGAGAAUUGAACAAGCAACUUGGGGACCAACUGAAGUUUUUUGAUGCAAGAACCGAGAGCAAAUUAUCAAUAUUGACUGACUACCAGGAUUUUUACAAACGUCUUGGCGAAGUUGAGUUGGAGUAUGCAAGAAACUUGGAAAAGACUUCUGAAAGAUUUUAUGACCGUGUGAAGCAAAAGUUGGCAAAAAAGGAGAAAAUGAACACAGUGGACAUUUUUGGAAGGAUGAUACAAGACUUCAAGCAACGAACAAAAAACAGAUUAUUUAUUGCGACAAGAGUGACAGAGAAUAUGGUGAAUCGAUUUGCAAAUCUCAUCGACGAUGUUCAAAGAGUUAAUAAGAGGUGCCGAGAAACUUCUCUCACGCUACAGGAAGAGUUCACAAAGCAACUAAAUGAACUAAGUAAUAAACAACGCCGGUAUCACGUGAUGCAGACCGACAGUAAGCAAGCUGAAACCAAGUUAAAAGCGGCCGAAGUAGCUCAAAAGAAGCUACAGGCCCCGAGAAAGAAAGCAAGCGUGAAAAGAGCUAAAAAUGCAGACAAACAGAGAGAAAAGUAUCAUACACGUUACACAGAAGCCAAAAAGAAAGCCAUGCGUGCCCGAAACGAGUACAUUCUCUGUCUUGAAGCAACAAACGCUUUUGUGAAGAAAUACUUUGAUCAAGAUAUUUAUGAUGUUUUGGAGUGCUAUGAUCACAACUAUCAACAAGCGUUCCAACGGGCCAUGGACUAUUACACCUCCAUGGAGAUCCAAACCGCGAAACUCUUGCAGAAGGAUUUGGUGACUUUGAAGGAUAACGUGAAAGCGAUGGAUACUGGGAAGGAGAGAACAAGGAUCGCGUUGGAUAAUCCAAACGCAUUUCAAUACGCAGCAAAGUUUGAAUUCAUUAACCAUUCAGAGGAUGAGGUAUGUCAGAUCACUAUUCAAGACGACACUUUAGAUGAACUUCAUGCUGAUGUCGAAGAAAGAUUGAAAACCGCAAAAUCAGAAACGGAAGAGAUAAAUAAAAAUCUUGAAGUGGCGAAGGAAACAUUGCGAAAUACUUACGACAAAUUAGAUAAAGAACUGAGCGCUAGUUUUAGCAACGAGAAAGGUGCCAACGCUGGUGUUGAAACAUCCGCCAGCAAAAUUAACCGCGAAGACUCCGAAGAUUAUUAUUUAUCUAAAUUUAAAGAAUUGAUCAUGACUAGCUCCGUUAGAACAAGACUACAAGCGAAGUAUACCGUACUACAGAAAACACUGGGUAUUUAUACUUUUAUUUUAACUUCUUCUUAUACAGAAAACACUGGACAUUUAUACUUUUAUUUUAACUCCUUAUACUGUGAAAACACUGGACAUUUAAGGCUACCUCAGCUACCGAUGAAACCUACGGCCAAGACUCAAAAGAUGAUACAAAGCGCGCAUAAGAAAUAUCAGCUGUUUGGCAGCAAAUUGGAGGAUCACAUCCAGGUAACGGGUCGCGAUGUUCCCGAAAUCGUUGAAAGCUGUGUUCGAUUCAUUAAGAAAUUUGGCAUGGAGCAUCAGGGAAUAUUUCGCGUGCCUGGCUCUAGCACAGAAAUCAAUGAUCUAAAGGAGGCAUUUGAAAAUGGUCGUGAUCCUUUGGCCGGAUUAAAUCAUUGGAAAGAUAUCAACGCAGUUGCUGGUGUUCUACGCUGUUAUUUCCGAGAAUUAGAAGAACCUCUUUUCCCAAGAGUACAUUACCAAGAAUUUAUUGAAGCUAGCCGAAUUUACGACAUAGAUGAACAAGCUCGUCAAUUGAACCACUUGAUAAAGAAAUUACCCGAUGCUGUCGUUCAUGUCAUGAGAUUCUUGUUCAACUUUUUGUCCCAAAUCCCAAGGUAUAAAGAAAGGAACAAAAUGGACGCUCAUAACCUGGCUGUUGUAUUUGGGCCCACGUUGAUUCGUGUGUCCGAGGAAGACGACAUGAUAUCGCUUCAGGGGCACUUUAACAAAGUCAUCGAAACCAUAAUAAAAUGCUUUGACGUCGUUUUUGACGGAGAGGGAGUUGAUGCCGUCGAUAAUGAUGAGGAAGAAUCACGUCAAACUGAGGACGAAAUCAGCCGAUAUGAAACGGAUAGUGACGAAGAGGUUGAACCACGAGAUGCAAAAGCUUUGUACGACUAUCGUGCCAGAUCAGACAGAGAACUGUCGUUCAAGAAAGGUGACAUCAUACAAGUAUUUAAACGAUCUAAUGAUGACUGGUGGGAUGGAUCUCUAGAUGGUCUCGAUGGUUUUGUACCAUGUGCGUAUGUACAGCUUCUGGAAGAAGAUCAUGUUGAUGGUUACUCGCCUGACUCCAUUAGCUCACCAAGUUUGACCUUUAACCAUGACAUACCACCUGUAGCAGACCCUCUAUCUUCCCCCACCCCACGAUCCCCUUCAACGCCCGAUGCCAAACCUGUCUAUGGAAUGACACAAACGCAAAAUCAGAUGUCGUUUCAACUUCACCCAAAGACAUCUUCUGAUAGUAGUCCUGGGAUUUCUCAUUUUUCUUCCUUCAAAAGAGGCUCCUUCAAGCUGCCACAGCAAACCAUGUCUCCUACUCAAUCGCCGUCGAACUCUCUCGACCGUUCGCGAAGUCUUACCGAGAAAAGAUCUGUGACACCAGAAGAUAGGAAUCGGACAGCGUCGUUGCCGAGGUCGAGUGCGCCUUUGGAGACUAACAAUGAAUCACCCAUACCAGUGGGACUACGAGGUGUUGCAGAAGGGAGUUCAGGUGGUGAACCCGCAAGUCAUAAGUCACAAACUGCCCGCCCUCCUCCACCUAAACCUAAGCCCAAACCCAAAGUGCCAAAACGCCUUUCUAAUCCUUCGACUGAUCUCAUAGCAAGCCUGCAAGCAGGCACAGCGGCGCGCAGUGCCCGCCAUGACAGUCAAGAUGAGAUGAGUGAAGUGGACGAUCUCCCCCCACCACCUCCAUAUCAGCGCGAGAUUAUUGGUGGGGUUUCCCCUCCACCGCGAUCACCUGUUGGAAAGCAAGACACGUUCUUGUGAAUACUUGUGAAGAAAUUAGUGUAUUCGAUUGAAGAUAGUUUGUUAUUCUCAAAAUUCUGUCGCCCGUUGUUUGACUUGUUAUCGGGCAAUUCAGUGAUUGUUUUAUAAACUGAGCAUUUUUAGAGAUUGCAUUCACGGAAAAUAUAAUUUUUUGAUCAAUUCUCCAUCAUUAGUUUCACAGAACGUAGAAUUUGUGUAAAAUGCCGAAAAUUAUUCUAAUUCUAGUGUUCGUACAUACGAGAUUGAAAAUAAAAAAUAUUUCUAGUUUUUAUCAUUGAAA